CGGGCUGUCAAAAACACAAAAAAAAACAUCGCCCUCAAAACAUAAACACAUCGCUUCCGAAGAAAACAAACCGCCGUUCCUUCAAAAUAACAGAACAAAUCACGGCGACCGGAUCGGGUGCAGUUCCAGGGCAAAUUUAGCGUAGAAAAUCGCCCGUUUUCAUGCAAGUAGUUCAUGAAUAGUUCCCGUUAAGUGCUCCAUACCGUGGUGGUACAGCUACGCACAACACUGCCUCCCCUACACACUUUGAUGGGAUCACCUUUCGCACCACGGCUAUGCCCUCAAAAUGGCGGCGACGAAUGCUGAGCCAGUUUUGCGAUCGCGAAACUCGGAAGUGCGAUCGUUUGUGCUGUUUCGCAACACGACCGAACGGGUGGUGGACGUGUACUGGGUCAACUAUAGCGCCACGCUUACCCACUACUCGACACUCCAGCCGGGGGCCCAAUGCAAGGUAAACACGUUCGUGUCGCACCCGUGGCUGUUUAAGGACAAACGGCACGAGGAGCGGAUGCACGUGCGGCACCAGCCAAUCUUCAUGCCGGAACCCUGGUACAACAGCUUCACCGGUGCUGGCCGGCUUAACCGGAUGGAGGCCCGGAUCCACUUUCCGGUGCGCACGCUGAAGGAAAACUGUUUGUGGCGUAUCUUAGCGCUGCUGUCGGCGAAAGAGGAAAGCGUACUGUGCGAGCUGGAGCUCCCGAACGUGCUUGUGCAGGAGCUAGUGAAGAGGAAAAGGAAUAGAGUAUAAAGUAGGAAGCAAAUGAACGCACACGCGCCAGUAGGAAGAAGGGGGAAAAACGAAACUCGUUCACUUUUGCAAUAAUCGUUUAUUUGUGUGUUUGCAAUUACACGCUAGGUAUUGCCCCCGGGGGAUUGGUUUCCUUUACAUCAUAAACCCACGCAUGCUUCCUUUCGCUCGUUCGCUCUCUAUAUAUUUAGCGUUCUAAAUAGUGUACGACAAGAUCUUCCCGACAGUAAUAUAUCGCUAUGAGAUUUCCCGGUUAGCGCAGGACUAAACCCGCCAGCUCACGGGGUUAUCAGUAUCAUAUCAUGUUCUCAUGCCUGCUCAUCAUUAUGGGUGCGCUUAUAGUUCCUCUCCUUUUCGCUUCUUUUACUAACAACAAAUGAUCGCUAAUAUCAUGUUAAAAGUUAUCCUCUCCCACCCCCUCUCUACACUAUCCAUCGAUUUAACUGAAAAUAGAAAAUAGUUUUCCCCAGACAGUUUUUUGUUUGUUUGUUUGUUUGUCUCCUCGUUUUAUCUAUCGCAUGUUUUCUCUCCCGUUUUACACUGAUAUAACAUCGUUUCGUGCCACACGUUAAUAAUGUUCCUUAAAAAUUGUUUGUUCAUUUUGUACUUUUUUUUGCUGGUUUCGCGCCCUUGCAGCACCGCACGUGCGACCGCAUUCGCUCUAAAUACACCGAAAAGCCUUUACUUUCUGAGAAGAGACCGGACCUUCCCGGUGGCACACGCUAAUACUACGCUAACGGGGAAGGUUCCUUUUUUUUUUGGUAGCUUAUUACAUUUUGUACAACAUAAUGUGGGUGCCCAAGUGCCUUCAGCUAAACGGGGGGGCUACUGAAAGAGAUGAUGGCUGCUGGUAAAGUAAAGUGGUCAGAAUAAUGCUAAAAGUCUCUAUCUUCGUACGUUCUCUCCCUCCUCUCCAGCUCGUGUACGUAUACUAAAACUUAAUCAUACUAAAUGUUGGUGUGGUUGUUCUACUGAAAUGCUCGCAAAUCACUUCUGAAGCGAUUCACAACUCAACUACAUUACGGCUGUUGUGCGGCGAGCCUUGGUUGUGGUUGCCUUCGCUGCUGUAUGGCCAUUGGAACAUAAAAAAGGGGGUUAAACCACACACACACACACCCAACUAAUCCGACCGGUGGUAGAAGUAAUCGGCAGUUUAGCUAUGAAACUUUUCAAUGUGCCGCGAAAGCGUUUGGGGCGUCUUGAAGACAUUAUAGCAGUAGGUGCAGAUCAGCUUCGGCUGCACGUUGAAGCUGUUGCCGAGCGUGUUGGAGAUGCCGAACAGGUUUUGCGUCUGGGCCAGCAUGUUGGCCUGCAGCUCCGUCUUAAUGCGAUUGAAAUUGCUCAUCUUUUCCUGAGAGAGAGAGAGAGAGAGAGAGAGAGAGAGAGAAGUGGGAGAGAAAUGCAAAAGGAUGCGAUUUUAAGAACAAACAACAGAAAAACACACACACACACAAAACGGCGGUCUAGAGACAAGAGACGGGGAGGAAGAAAAAACAAGCGAACCAAACA
Molecule: messenger RNA, 2257 nt
Organism: Anopheles stephensi (Asian malaria mosquito)
Lineage: Eukaryota; Metazoa; Arthropoda; Insecta; Diptera; Culicidae
Gene: Vhl
Product: protein Vhl
Exons: 2
Coding region: 287-748 (153 amino acids)
Source: RefSeq, a predicted model, not a curated record